UUUAACGGCGAAAAGCUGAAACUCCAGUUAUGGCAAGAACUAAGCAGACCGCUCGUAAGUCCACCGGUGGCAAAGCGCCGAGAAAGCAGCUCGCCACUAAAGCAGCCCGUAAGAGCGCUCCAGCCACCGGCGGGGUGAAGAAGCCUCAUCGUUACAGGCCCGGUACCGUGGCGUUGAGAGAAAUCCGCCGCUACCAGAAAUCCACAGAGCUGCUGAUUCGUAAGCUGCCUUUCCAGCGUCUGGUGAGAGAAAUCGCUCAGGACUUCAAGACUGAUCUGCGCUUCCAGAGCUCCGCCGUCAUGGCCCUGCAGGAGGCCAGCGAGGCUUAUUUGGUCGGUCUCUUUGAAGACACAAAUCUGCGUUCAGAAGAAAUCAUGUCAGGAAGAGGCAAAGGAGGAAAAGGACUCGGCAAAGGAGGCGCUAAGCGUCACCGUAAAGUGCUGCGCGAUAACAUCCAGGGAAUCACCAAACCGGCCAUCCGUCGUCUCGCUCGUCGUGGAGGCGUCAAGCGUAUCUCUGGUCUGAUCUACGAGGAGACUCGCGGUGUGUUGAAGGUGUUUCUGGAGAACGUCAUCCGUGAUGCCGUCACUUACACGGAACACGCCAAGAGGAAGACCGUUACUGCCAUGGACGUCGUCUACGCUCUGAAACGACAGGGACGCACUCUGUACGGGUUCGGAGGUUAAGCGACACCAAUUCGACCAAAUCAAACGGCUCUUUUAAGAGCCACCCAUAAUCUCACGUGAAGAGUCGAUGUCCUAUCAACGGUUUCUGAUCUGUGUCGUUACUUGUAUCACAUGUGACCAAGAUUUAAGUUUUUUCCUUCGAAUUAUGAUUUUUAAAUCCGCCGAUGCAGAUUAUCGAGUUUUAUUGUUUAAUUGUUCGUAAUCUCAACCCUUGUUAAUAAAAACACAAUUAGACCACAUUUAGUGGGAUCUGA
Messenger RNA from Triplophysa dalaica, 940 nucleotides. RefSeq names its product histone H3-like. Lineage: Eukaryota; Metazoa; Chordata; Actinopteri; Cypriniformes; Nemacheilidae. Gene Ontology annotation, molecular function: protein heterodimerization activity; DNA binding; structural constituent of chromatin. The record is from RefSeq and is a predicted model, not a curated record. The coding region runs from base 30 to 686 and encodes 218 amino acids. The transcript is spliced from 2 exons. Gene Ontology annotation, cellular component: nucleosome.